CAAGAUCAACUUUUUUCAAAGAAGAGAAAUUCGUUAGAAGUAGUCAAAAAUUUCAGGUCAGUUUGGAAGAUAGGAGCAUGAGUUCUCCAGGCCUGAGGUCACACAUUGGUUCUCCAUCCAGCUUUGAGGCAGCCUAUGUGAGACAAUUGGAACAGCAUUACGACAUUGAUGUAGACAUAUCAGACAGCAGCUCACACAAAAGGACUGCAUUUAAUACUGCAAUGGGGCUAACAAAUUCCUCGCCAUCUAAAAGACAAGCCACCAAUGGAAACAUUCCAAAAUCUCCCAAUAAAGAGACCUCACUGAAAUUGGAGAAAAUCAUAGAAAUGAAAAGGAACUCAGAUCCUAACCCGCUACAUUCGAGUGACUUACGAAACAUCAUAAAUAUGAGGAAAAGAAAAGUGGCUGAGGCUGAAGAUGCCUCCAAAGCGAAACCAAAGAAACGCAAAAUAAACAAUGUAAGUAGGCUUCAUGUAGGUGUUGAAGAAAAUGACUAUUUACCUGUUGGUAAGGCUUUUUCUGAAGCUUCGAUAAAUGGGGUUAUACAGCCUAGGAAAAUGGAGGAGAAGCAGCCAUUUUCUGUUGCAUUUGGCUCCCAGCCGAGCAUUGUUUCCAAGCAAAGUGCAAGAGAUUUCACAGAGAUUAAGGAUUUGAAUACUAUGUAUUCUUUUGCGGAUGAAGAAAUCUCGUUUAAAACGCCAUGUACCUAUGAGGGAAAAGCCCACUCCAGUCCUGUGAAAAGUAGUGUGUUAGAUCCUAGUCUGCUUGAUCAGAAUUUAAACAAAAUUUCAAGUUGUAUUAAGAGUGAAAACUUACAACAGUUGUAUGGCAAGAAGCUUAAACACACAAGUCCAGACUCUAGUCCUUUCAAAGGCAAAUUGAGUGCUUUUGAAAUCUCGUUAUUGAAAGGCCGGCAAAAUGUAGAAAGGCGCAAAAGCAUGGAAUCGGCAAAUAUAAGAUCCUCGCCUAGAGCUGUAAGAUUGGGUGGACAUAGGCCAAAUUACAAUGAAACAAAAACCUACAAACGGAAGUUAUCUUUAACAAAUGAAGUAGAUAGUGAAUCUCUGGCGCAAUUUGGGAAAUUUAGUCCUCUUCGUCGUAAGAGUGGAAAAGGAAAAGUCCUUCAAGAAAAAAAUGAAAAGAAAACAAAACACAGAAGAACAAUUUCUGGUGACAAGGUGAAAUGGCACAACACUGAAUCAAAAGUUAAAGAGAAGAUUGAGAGGAGAGGUAGACCAAGAAAAACCUCAUUAGAUUCUUUAGUUACAGACAGGAACAUUUCUACACAUUCUGGUAAAGGCAGAGGAAGCAUUUCAAGAGUAAAAGAAGAUAAACAGACUGGUAACAAAGUUACGUACAGAAUGAAUGGUUUUAGGAAGCGGCAGAGCCUGCCAGAAGUUUUGACCUUGAAAAGCUUGAUGUCUAACUCAGGGACACAAGACAAUAAUCAGGGAAAACCAUCACGCUCAUACAGAAAACUCCAUGCUGAAUCUAUCUCAGGUACUCCACCCCCCAUACAAAGCCACUCCGUAGAUGAGCCCAUCCCAUCUUCAUCAUCGUCGACCCAGGCAUCAGCCAGCUCAAAACGACCACUCUCACUGCCAAUCCAAGGCCUUAAACAAAGUCCAGGUAAAUCCACCAGUAAAAUUAGCAUUAAUGAUGAUGGCCUCGGGGAGUCGUCGUCAUGCGAGAAAACCUUGCGAAGAAGGAAAAAGGAUAGAAAUUACUCUGAAUCUGCUGAUACUAAUGAUAAACAUUUGCAUUCAAUGGUUGAAGAAACUGAAGAGAAUAAUCAAAAAGUAGGUGGUGAAAGUUCUUCAGAAAGAGGUUUGGGUGCAGCAAAGGCGUCCUUAGGUCAUAAGAAGUGCAAGAAGCUGUCUUUGGAGGAGACGGUGAACAUGUUGCGAAAGUCGUCCGCCAACAAAUACAAGGAUCUAGUCCAAAACAAGAACAACCUCUCCCCAAGCAGGUCUGAGAGAUCUUCACGCCUGUCAUCUCGUUCAUCUACUCCUAGCGUUACGCCAGUUAAGAGCGUGAAUGUCCUCACACCUAGCAGCGAGCCAUCCACUCCGGAAAAAUCCCUGUCAGGGGAGUUAGUCCCAUACAAAAAAAAGAAGGGCAAGCCGUAUUUGUUUGCGAAAGGUGACGAUGUGUCAGCUCGCUGGCAUGAUGGCCGGUUCUACCUUGGCAAGAUACUCAAAAUUGAUGAUUCUAACCAGAGGUGCCUGUUGAGGUACGAUGACGACUCAGAGUACUGGUCACUCUUCAAGGACAUACACAGAGUAUUGGAGGAUGAUGAGAUGAUAUGCUGUGUAUGUCUGGGAGAGACGUCAGAAAAACCCAAUGAGAUUGUUCUUUGUGAAUACUGUCUGCAAGGUUACCACCAGCAGUGUCACAGGCCCGAGAUUGAGGAUGACACGAUUGCUGACCCCAACGACCCCUGGUUGUGUAGGAACUGUGUAUUCCUGAGUACGGUCAGGCUGGGUGGGGCGAUAAAGACUGGCAAACUAGCCCUAGAGCUAAAGAAGAUGAAGCAGGUAUUGCCGUAUGAUCUGAACAGCCUGACGUGGGACGCACAGCACAAAAACAACAUUGACCAGAGCUACUGUUACUGUGGUGCACCUGGAGUUUGGUACCAGAAGAUGUUGCAGUGCUGUAGAUGUAAGCAGUGGUUCCAUGAAGCGUGUAUGCAGUGUCUGGACUACCCACUGAUGUUCUCGGACACGUUCUACAUCUUUGUGUGUGCUCCCUGUAACUAUGGCAACGAGUACAUCAAGAGGUUGGAUGUAGAGUGGUUGGAUAUACUGCACAUUUGCCUGUUCAACCUGGCGGUGGUGAAUCGACGCAAGUACCACAAUUUGGAAACUGAGGUUAUAGGCUGGCUUGACGAUAACUGGGACGCUCUUCAGAUAUCUAAGUACAAUGACCUAUCAGACCGGGAGAGACAGAAGAUCAUAGAGGAGACUCUGGAGGCUCAUAAAGACAGGUUCAAAAAUGCCUCUGAGUUUCGCCAGAGCCAAACGCUGUGGGGUUUGCGUGUGAAGGUACCACCCCCUCGUAUCCAUGUGACUUUGCCAAGCAACCAAGAAGUAACGGACCAAAUGGUUGCUAAGCACAAGAUCAAAGGUCGAAGGUCGAAAGUCUUGUAUGUUGAGAAUGUGUCUCCAGUGAACAAGCUGACAGAUAGUCCAAUACAUAGGGACAUAGCAGCAAAGAAAAAGAUAAAGCUAGAGCAGGAUCACCAGUCGCCGUCCAAAUCACGGAAACUUAAGAAGUCAGUGCCUUUCCUUGACCGAUUCAUUCCUCACGACGAUCUCGGUACUCUCAGCUGGGAGAAUCAUCCAUUCCUUCAUCCGGUAGAAAGCAAUGUCCUCAAGGCUGAGAACGAAGUAAAGAGAAAGAUAUGGGCGAUAUAUCGGAAGAUGGCGGAAGUUAAGGUCGAAAAUGAGGAUGUCGAGAGUAAUUGUACGGAAGAUGGUCCGCCAGUUUUGGAGAGAGUGGAGCCACUUGUUCUGAAUAGCAAUUGUAGCACCACUCCUCCGAUGCCCGAAAUUAAGGACAAGAAGCCUGGUCGGUUGUCCCUACAGCCACCUGAUGCUUUGGAGAAGUUUGACGCAAAGAAUUUGAAAAAAGAUGUGAAGAUAAAUGUACGGCAUAGUAGGAAGGUAAAGUCGCGAGUCAGUGCGCCGCCUGUCCUUAACGUGAAAGAUGAGGAGAAUGAAAUCUAUGUGAAAUGCAUGAGAGAGUAUAAGAAUUAUUUUUGUGCAUUUGAUAAAAAUGGAUAUUUGAAUGGGUUUUAUUUGACUGGAAAGCAAAUUAACUCAGAGGGGGAUAUUCAUUAUCUCGUAAAAUGGGACCAUUAAGUGUAAUUUGUGUAUACAUGGAACAUAUUGAGUGAUUUGGCUGCAUUAGGCCAGAGAAGAAUGAAUUUAGAUGCUGUUGUCCGAAAACACCACCCUCAUUUUAUUUAUUUACAAAUAUGUUUUUUCUGUUAAGAAUUGGUUUAAAAUUUGGGAACUGGACUGCUUGCUGUGAUCAUUGGUUCAGAAAAUAGAUAAAACAAGAAAAUAAGCCAUCCUCCCAAGAUUGUGAUACGGUCCAUUCUGUCUAAACAUGCAACCCACUUCAGGAAGGCAAAGUAAAGAUAUUCUUUAGGGAAGGUUCCUUUUCUCAUUUCUUUCUUCUAAUAAAGGUUGAUAGGCCAGUUUGAAAGCGCCCUCCUGGUGUGGGUUGCAGGUUUAAAAUGGAAAAUCCUUUAAGCUGCACUCUCACUUAAUUACUGAUUUUACAACUUAAUUAUUUUUUGUCUUGGAAUGAGCCAAUUUUUGUGUAUAUAUCUGAAGACCAGUGAUAUAAGACUGCUGACUAAAGAUUAGCUCACAGUUUUUCAUAUUUCUAUUCGCAAAUUAAUGUUUUAUGGCUAAAAACAUUACUAACUCUUUAAGAAAAAUGCAUAAAACUUCAAUUUUUGAACAUAAAUAUGAAAACCUGCGAUAUGAUUUUUUUUUCAAUAGUCUUGUAUCACUGGUUACAAUAAAAAAAUUCGCCAAAAAUGGCUUGUUCAAAAAACGAGAUAUAAAAAAAGUUUUUAAACAGUCAUUUUGUGAGAGUGCAGCUUUAAACAAAAAGAUAUUUUUCUCUAGCCUUGAAAUCAGUGAAUGCAUUACAAGAUACAAGAAUUUUUAUUUGAAGUUGGGUAUAUGAUACCGGGAUAACAAGAAACAUUAGCUCAAUGAGCUAUUUUCUGACAUGAAUAACAAACAUACAUAUCAUAUCAAAACAUGAGCUGGUGACCAAGAAAUAAAAGCAUAUAGUUUUAAAUAGGUACAAUAUUGGAACAAUUAUUGACAACAGAUGUUUGUUAUUAUAUUCAUGAAUACAAUUACAAAAAGUAAUAUGGUAAAGAGCUCUGUGUACAAGGAUAGCAUCAACUAGUUUUCCCUGCUGUACGGCCACUGAGCCCACAUGUUAGUUCCUCUAGUUGACAUACCACUGUUUAAUGGUUAGUUCUUUCAAGAGUAUAAAUUAAGGUUAAUUGUAUGCAUUUGUAACAGAAAAUUCUAAGUAGCAUCAUGUCCAUGAGAAUUACAGCAUGGUACAGUGAUAUGUAGUUGGUAAAAAUGUUAGAAUUAAUGUAGCUUGCUAGAAAAAAGUAUUUUGAAAGUAUUGCUAAGGGGAGGUACUUAGUUUAUCAUGUAAUUCAAAUGCUACUAGAUUUUGCUGAUAUUAUCAGAAACAGUAGCGUACAAGGGCAUGGUUAAUCCUAUCAGCUCCUAAUGUAUGCUUGAGCUGCAUUUUGAAAGUGCUAACUCCUAUGUAUGUAUGAAUCUCUUUGCUGUAUUUGUAACCUUAAGCUAUUCUGAAGAAAUAAUUUCUGACUGAUGUUUUAGUUUUAAAAAAUAUAUAUAUUUGUAGACCUUCAGAAGUUUUCAAUUCAACACAAUACUUUUGGGCGACUUCACAAAUAGUUUGAAUUGAGAUUUUGUAAUUAUGAGUAGAAUUUUAAUUGAUAUGGUUUAUGGUUAAUUAUUGUAUAAUGCUAUUUUGUCUUGACUUUUAAGUUGUAAAAUGUAUGUAUAUAUGAAAUGAGGUCUGCCAUAAGAAGAUACUCUAAAGCAGCUUAUUUUAAGUAUUGUGACUAUUCAGUUAUUAUUGUAUGUCUUCAAAAAUAGGUGGUGCCACAGUUACAGAGCUAAGAAUUUUUAUUAAAGGGUGGCGUCUGAGCAUUGCUUCUUGGAUUUGGUUCGGAAAUCCAAUCUGGCCCAACUUUGUAAAAGUUAUUUGUUUUUAACAAGACCAGCCAGACUUACUCCUAACUUCAUUGUGGACUGAAAGUUGAGUUCGGCCAAUUUUUCGCGUAUAUGUCUGGAAUCCAAUGAUAUAAGACAGCUGACAUAAAAUCAGAUCACAGUUUAUCAUAUUUACAUUCGAAAACUAAUGUUUUAUGGCUAAAAGUGUUACUAAUGCUUUAAAAAAAAAAAUUGCGAUCUGUUCUAUUGUGAAUUGUCUCAUUUGACUGAAUUGAAGGCAUUGUUGCCAAAAUCAACUGAUUCAGAGACCAAUAAUUUAAAAAGGUUCUAAACUGACUAUCUGUGAGUGCAGCUUUAAUACUAGGGUUUAUAAGCCAUGUAGAAAAAGAAAGGAUCAUUUUAUAGUGAUUCUUCAAUAAGCAAUUGUUAAAAACUGCGAAAAAAAUCAUGUUACUAUAGUGUUCCAACUAUUAGCUGUAUAUUUUGUACAUUCUUUCUAGCUGUAUGUUUUGUUUUUAAUUCUUGUUCUAUUUUAUCCUUUAUAAUUUUAUAAUCUUCUGUUUUUUCUCUCGCUGUAUGUGAUCUUUGUUAAAAUGCAUAGUUCUUAUUAAGCCUCGGAUGUGAAAUACUGUUGCCAAACUUACAAAAUGAUCAUUUUGGUGAGUAGAAAGUGAAAAUUCUUGAGAGAAAGUGAAAUUUACCACGUACUACCACUACUGUUCGCAAAAAAACAAGGCAAAUGGUGUUUAUGAACCAGUUUAAGAAAAUAUGAUCAUGAAACUGCUGGUUUGUAAUGCCCAAACUGUGUCUUUGGGCAUUCAGUUUCAACUAUUUAAUAAGUUCCAUUCAUAACUGUGCGGUUCUUGCAUGUGUAAUUUAAAGUUAUGAUUAAAUUGGCUUGUUGAAGUGUUACAAAGCUAAGCAUUCAAGGUAGUUCCUUUAGAGAGGCUGUACUCGAGCAAUUAUAUUUUUUCUAUGAUAUGAUCAUAAAAGAGUUGCACUUUUUUCCCUCAACAAGCAAAUACUUUACUGACAACAACUGUCCACAUUCAACAUUGAUCUAAAGCUGGCUAAAAUAUUUAUCAAGUUCUGCUUUAAUAAGUGAUAAGACUUCAUGAAAUAAGAUAUUGAAGCAUGUUAUCCUUGUGAUUUUUGCGAGAAAUUGGGGCCUGUCUCUAAUCAUUACUAUUUUAAGCUCCUUAAUGUGUACUUAGUGUUUAACAUUAUAUUUUGUCCAAUGGGAUGGCAGUAUUUCUCAAAUUCACACUCCAUUUAUUUUGUAAAUCAGCUGUCAGUCGUCAAUGACAAUAACCAGAUACAUGGUUUGGCCAGUAAACAAGAUAUAAUUUUGAACACUAACCUUUACUAAUUUUGAGGUACAUACCUCAAAGAGAUCCCUUUCUUGGCAUUAUUGGUAUAAUAUACCAAGUGCAGAACAUGAAAUGAAGUUGUACAGGAUGAUUGUAUUAUCGACAAUUUGUGAAACUGGAACAAUUAUUGAUGAUAGUGUAUUUUUGUGGUUUGUAUUGUGACGCAAAUGUGAUUAAUGUUAGAACUGUUUCGUUUUUCGCAAUUUUAAAUGUACAAUUCAUGGUAUUGUACUUGUUCAUUAAAGGUACAUCGCA
Messenger RNA from Mya arenaria, 7375 nucleotides. RefSeq lists its product as uncharacterized. NCBI's taxonomy places the organism in Eukaryota, Metazoa, Mollusca, Bivalvia, Myida, Myidae. Gene Ontology annotation, biological process: regulation of DNA-templated transcription; chromatin organization. The record is from RefSeq and is a predicted model, not a curated record. The transcript has 17 exons. Gene Ontology annotation, molecular function: chromatin binding; DNA binding. Gene Ontology annotation, cellular component: nucleus. The coding region runs from base 78 to 3863 and encodes 1261 amino acids.